CCCACUCCUGGAGAACCCCGUGCUGGAAGCCACGGACACCCGGCUCCCAGGCGGCGGCAUUUUGGCGUUGGGAGCUGCAGCUGUCCAUUCGGACCACCGCAGUCGACUGCAGCUGCGGGAGCCUGCAGCCCCUUCGAGCUGCCCACUGAGCGCCGGACCGCGGGGAUCCUUGCCCGGCAGAGGCGCAGCCGUGGACACAGCGUGGUUCAGAGUUGGGUGCCUGGUUCACCUCGCCUGCUUAUCCCUUCUCCGCCCAGGAUUUAUUGUCUGUGAAGCCUUCUAGGGGUGGGGAAGGAGCUGCGCCUCCGCCGCCGCUGCUGCGGUUGCUAGCGCGGCGCGCAGGGCAGGCGGAGGCUGGAGAGUGGACGCGCUCCUGCCUCCCCCGCCGGCGCUUCGGGCUUCCCCUCGGCGCUUCCCGCGGGAACCUCUCCAAGCGUCCACCUGAAGGGCACCGAAAUCAUGGUCUAAGGCGGCAUCUGCCUGGAGUCCCCUCUCUCUUCCUCUUCUCCCACUCCCUUCUCCUCCUCCGAGGACCCUCGCCUCCACUCCACUGCGGACCACCGAGCACUUUAAGGAAUAAUCCCUGGCAGCUGCACCGUUCGCACGCUUUCGAACCUCAUGGGCAGUUUCUCCCGCCGGCGAUGAUGGAGAACCUAGUAAGGGGAAGAAAUCCCCCACAAUAUCAAAGAAGUCCCUGUAAAGAGGUUCGUGCAGCACUUCGGAAGAGACCUGAGGAGGAGUUGCAGUGCCUGGAGAUGACCACCAAGCGGAAAAUCAUCGGCCGUCUGGUGCCGUGCCGAUGUUUCCGAGGUGAAGAAGAAAUCAUCUCUGUUUUAGAUUAUUCUCACUGCAGCCUUCAGCAGGUGCCAAAGGAGGUCUUUAACUUCGAGCGGACAUUAGAGGAGCUUUAUCUAGAUGCCAAUCAAAUUGAAGAACUACCCAAGCAAUUGUUCAACUGUCAAGCUCUACGAAAACUAAGUAUUCCUGAUAAUGACCUUUCAAGUCUGCCAACCACUAUUGCUAGUUUAGUUAAUCUUAAAGAACUCGACAUCAGUAAAAAUGGUGUACAAGAGUUCCCAGAAAAUAUAAAAUGUUGUAAGUGUUUAACAAUUAUUGAAGCCAGUGUCAAUCCUAUAUCUAAACUCCCUGAUGGUUUCACACAGCUUCUAAAUCUGACCCAGCUCUACUUGAAUGAUGCUUUCCUUGAAUUUCUUCCAGCGAAUUUUGGAAGACUUGCCAAAUUACGAAUCUUGGAGUUAAGAGAAAAUCAUUUGAAAACUCUACCAAAGUCAAUGCACAAACUGGCCCAGUUGGAAAGGCUAGACCUAGGCAAUAAUGAAUUCAGUGAGCUGCCUGAAGUUCUGGAUCAAAUACAAAAUUUAAGAGAGUUGUGGAUGGAUAAUAAUGCAUUGCAAGUGCUACCUGGGUCUAUAGGGAAGUUAAAGAUGUUGGUAUACCUGGAUAUGUCAAAAAACAGAAUAGAAACUGUUGACAUGGAUAUUUCUGGAUGUGAAGCACUUGAGGAUCUCCUGUUAUCAUCCAAUAUGUUGCAACAGUUGCCUGACUCUAUAGGACUGUUGAAAAAACUAACUACUCUAAAAGUAGAUGAUAAUCAACUUACAAUGUUACCCAAUACAAUUGGAAAUUUAUCUUUAUUGGAAGAAUUUGACUGUAGUUGUAACGAACUGGAAUCACUACCUUCUACUAUUGGCUACCUUCAUAGUCUUCGAACAUUAGCAGUUGAUGAAAAUUUCCUUCCAGAAUUACCAAGAGAAAUUGGAAGCUGUAAGAAUGUAACAGUUAUGUCUCUACGUUCAAAUAAGCUGGAAUUUCUUCCUGAAGAAAUUGGACAGAUGCAGAAACUAAGAGUUUUAAAUUUGAGUGACAACAGAUUGAAGAAUUUACCAUUCUCAUUUACCAAACUUAAAGAGCUUGCUGCUUUGUGGCUUUCUGACAAUCAGUCUAAAGCACUUAUCCCUUUACAAACUGAAGCCCAUCCAGAAACAAAGCAAAGGGUAUUGACUAACUACAUGUUUCCCCAGCAGCCUCGUGGUGAUGAAGAUUUCCAAUCAGACAGUGACAGCUUUAACCCCACACUAUGGGAAGAGCAGAGACAACAGCGUAUGACAGUUGCCUUUGAAUUUGAAGAAAAAAAAGAAGAUGAUGAAAAUGCUGGGAAAGUUAAGGAUCUCUCCUGCCAAGCCCCAUGGGAAAGGGGCCAGCGUGGGAUUACUCUCCAACCUGCCAGACUGUCUGGCGAUUGCUGCACACCGUGGGCCAGGUGUGAUCAGCAGAUCCAAGAUAUGCCCAUCCCCCAGAAUGACCCACAGCUGGCAUGGGGUUGUAUAAGUGGCCUCCAGCAGGAAAGGAGCAUGUGUACUCAAUUGCCAGUUGCAGCACAAUCCACCACUCUUCCCUCUCUAAGUGGCAGACAGGUUGAAAUAAACCUAAAACGAUACCCAACUCCUUACCCAGAGGAUUUAAAGAAUAUGGUAAAAUCUGUUCAAAAUCUGGUGGGUAAGCCAAGCCAUGGAGUGCGUGUUGAGAAUUCAAACCCAACUGCUAACACGGAACAAACUGUGAAAGAAAAAUAUGAACACAAGUGGCCGGUAGCCCCAAAGGAGAUUACAGUGGAGGAUUCUUUUGUUCAUCCAGCUAAUGAAAUGAGGAUUGGGGAACUUCACCCUUCAUUAGCUGAGACCCCUCUGUACCCACCCAAACUUGUUCUGCUAGGGAAGGACAAAAAAGAAUCAACUGAUGAGUCUGAAGUUGACAAAACUCACUGUCUGAAUAACAGUGUUUCCUCAGGCACUUACUCAGACUACUCGCCGUCCCAGGCUUCCUCCGCAUCCUCUAACACCCGGGUUAAAGUGGGGUCCUUGCAGACAACAGCUAAAGAUGCAGUACAUAAUUCUUUGUGGGGUAACAGGAUUGCACAAUCUUUCCCACAGCCUCUUGAUUCAAAGCCAUUACUCAGCCAGCGGGAGGCUGUUCCCCCAGGGAAUCUUCCACAGCGUCCUGACCGGCUGCCAAUGGGUGAUGCUUUCACUGACAACUGGACUGAUGGCUCCCAUUAUGACAACACAGGGUUUGUUGCUGAGGAAACUACAGCUGAGAAUGCCAAUAAUAAUCCUCUCCUAAGUUCCAAAGCCAGAAGCACGCCGACGUCUCACGGGCGUCGGCCUUUGAUCAGGCAGGACAGGAUUGUUGGUGUACCCCUGGAACUUGAGCAAUCUACUCACAGACACACCCCAGAAUCAGAAGUGCCUCCUUCCAAUCCUUGGCAGAAUUGGACAAGAACUCCUAGUCCAUUUGAAGACAGGACCGCUUUUCCUUCCAAAUUAGAGUCAACCCCUACCACCAGCCCAUUGCCUGAAAGGAAAGAUCAUACAAAAGAACCUACUGAAAUACCUAGUCCUUUCUCUCCCGGAGUGCCAUGGGAGUAUCAAGAUUCCAAUCCCAACAGGAGUCUUACUAAUGUCUUUUCUCAAAUCCACUGCCGCCCAGAAUCUUCUAAAGGUGUUGUUUCCAUUAGCAAAAGCACAGAGAGGCUCUCCCCGCUCAUGAAAGAUAUAAAGUCCAACAAAUUCAAAAAGUCACAGAGUAUCGAUGAGAUCGACAUUGGUACAUAUAAGGUUUAUAACAUACCACUAGAGAACUACGCUACAGGCAGUGAUCACUUGGGAAGCCACGAACGCCCAGAUAAAAUGUUGGGACCAGAGCACGGCAUGUCCAGCAUGUCACGAAGCCAGUCAGUCCCCAUGCUGGACGAUGAAAUGCUCCUGUACGGAAGCAGCAAGGGGCCGCAGCAGCAAAAAGCUUCCAUGACCAAAAAAGUCUAUCAGUUCGACCAAAGCUUCAACCCUCAAGGAUCAGUGGAAGUUAAAGCCGAGAAGAGGAUCCCGCCCCCUUUCCAACACAAUUCUGAGUAUGUGCAACAGACCGGCAAAAACCUGGCCAAGGAUUUGAUUAGUCCUAGAGCUUACAGAGGUUACCCACCAGUGGAGCAAAUGUUUUCCUUUUCGCAGCCAUCGGUUAAUGAGGAUGCUAUGGCAAACGCCCAGUUUGCUAGCCAAGGAGGUCGUGCAGGCUUCUUGAGAAGGGCCGACUCUCUGGCCAGCUCUACAGAAAUGGCCAUGUUUCGAAGGGUCAAUGAGCCCCACGAGCUGCCGGCGAAUGACAGGUACGGCCGGCCUCCGUAUAGGGGAGGCCUGGAUCGCCAAGGCAGCGUUUCAGUGACUGAGUCCCAGUUCCUGAAGAGGAAUGGCAGGUAUGAAGAUGAACACCCUUCAUAUCAAGAAGUGAAAGCGCAGGCGGGAAGUUUUCCAGUUAAAAACCUUACCCAGAGGAGGCCAUUGUCUGCAAGAAGCUACAGUACAGAGAGUUACGGUGCCUCCCAAACCAGGCCAGUUUCAGCUAGGCCUACUAUGGCAGCUCUUUUGGAAAAAAUACCAUCUGACUAUAACUUGGGUAACUAUGGUGACAAGCCAUCAGAUAACAGUGAUAUAAAGACGAGGCCCACUCCUGUGAAGGGAGAGGAGAGCUGUGGUAAAAUGCCUGCAGACUGGAGACAACAGCUGCUUAGACAUAUAGAAGCUAGAAGGUUAGACAGGAAUGCUGCUUACAAACACAACACAGUUAACCUUGGCAUGCUGCCCUAUGGAGGUAUUUCAGCAAUGCAUGCAGGCAGAAGCAUGACUUUAAACUUGCAGACUAAGUCUAAAUUUGAUCAUCAAGAACUACCUCUUCAGAAAACCCCGUCCCAGCAAAGCAACAUUUUAGACAAUGGACAAGAAGAUGUAUCUCCUAGUGGCCAAUGGAAUCCUUAUCCACUUGGGAGGCGGGAUGUACCUCCGGACACCAUUACUAAAAAGGCAGGCAGCCACAUCCAGACUUUGAUGGGUUCCCAGAGCCUUCAGCAUCGCAGCCGGGAGCAGCAGCCAUAUGAGGGAAACGUAAACAAAGUGACCAUCCAGCAAUUUCAGUCACCAUUGCCUAUUCAGAUCCCCUCUUCACAGGCAACCAGGGGACCUCAGCCUGGACGGUGCUUAAUUCAAACUAAAGGGCAAAGGAGUAUGGAUGGCUAUCCAGAGCAGUUUUGUGUGAGAAUAGAAAAGAAUCCUGGCCUUGGAUUUAGUAUCAGUGGUGGAAUUAGUGGACAAGGAAAUCCAUUCAAACCUUCUGACAAGGGUAUCUUUGUUACUAGGGUUCAGCCUGAUGGACCAGCAUCCAAUCUACUACAGCCUGGUGAUAAAAUCCUUCAGGCAAAUGGACACAGUUUUGUACAUAUGGAACAUGAAAAAGCUGUAUUACUACUGAAGAGUUUCCAGAACACAGUAGACCUAGUUAUUCAACGUGAGCUUACUGUCUAAAUAUUUUUUAUAAAUAGUGAAGAUAUGUCUAGCCAGAACUAAUGUUCAAAAAUAAAUUUAUACAUAGAAUCAAAUUUUGCCAAUUGCUGGACCAAUGGCAAACGUUAGUGCCAAAUGUAUAAUACUAUAUGUUAGCACUGAUCAUCCUUAAAAAUGUUAGCUCUAUAAAUAUGAUGUUCAUGUGGUUAUGUAUUAGUUUUAAUUGUCAGCCUAUGGCUGUGCAUUGGUGCAGUUUUGUUUUUGUUUGGUUUUUGUUUUUUACCAAGUAAGUUUCUUCUGAAAGUGUUUUUCAUAUGAUUUCGGAGCACGGAAGCACAUACAAGCUCUUAAUGAAUUCUGCUCUCCAUCAGAAACACUGCCUCAAAGUUGUAUAUGCCUUUAUAUAGAAACUACAGAUAUAAAAAAAUGUAAUUCCCAUAAAA
Molecule: messenger RNA, 5794 nt
Organism: Ochotona princeps (American pika)
Lineage: Eukaryota; Metazoa; Chordata; Mammalia; Lagomorpha; Ochotonidae
Gene: LRRC7
Product: leucine rich repeat containing 7
Exons: 27
Coding region: 642-5372 (1576 amino acids)
Biological process (GO): neurotransmitter receptor transport, endosome to postsynaptic membrane; neurotransmitter receptor transport postsynaptic membrane to endosome
Cellular component (GO): postsynaptic membrane; adherens junction; postsynaptic density
Molecular function (GO): protein binding
Source: RefSeq, a predicted model, not a curated record